AUGCGUCCGCUCUCUGUCGCCGGCGUCGUCGCCAUCGCUUCCGCAGCUCGUCGCGUUCGCGACCCCAGCCCAUCGCCUUCGAUCCGCCCGUCGCCUUCACUUCCCCCCCGUCGCCCCUACUCCCCCCCCUCCCCCCGCUCCGUUGCCUUCAUUUCCCCCUCCCGUCGCCUUCACUUCCCCCUCCCGUCGCCUUCACUUCCCCCUCUCGUCGCCUUCACUUCCCCCUCUCGUCGCCUUCACUUCCCCCCCUCCCGUCGCCUUCACUUCCCCCCCGGAGUGUUCGCCUUCACUUCCCCCCCUCCCGUCGCCUUCACUUCCCCCCCUCCCGUCGCCUUCACUUCCCCCCCUCCCGUCGCCUUCUCUUCCCCCCCUCCCGUCGCCUUCUCUUCCCCUUCCCGUCGCCUUCACUUCCCCUUCCCGUCGCCUUCUCUUCCCCUUCCCGUCGCCUUCUCUUCCCCUUCCCGUCGCCUUCUCUUCCCCUUCCCGUCGCCUUCUCUUCCCCUUCCCGUCGCCUUCUCUUCCCCUUCCCGUCGCCUUCUCUUCCCCUUCCCGUCGCCUUCUCUUCCCCUUCCCGUCGCCUUCUCUUCCCCUUCCCGUCGCCUUCUCUUCCCCUUCCCGUCGCCUUCUCUUCCCCUUCCCGCCGCCUUCUCUUCCCCUUCCCGUCGCCUUCUCUUCCCCUUCCCGUCGCCUUCUCUUCCCCUUCCCGUCGCCUUCUCUUCCCCUUCCCGCCGCCUUCUCUUCCCCUUCCCGUCGCCUUCUCUUCCCCUUCCCGUCGCCUUCUCUUCCCCUUCCCGUCGCCUUCUCUUCCCCCUCCCGUCGCCUUCAAUUCCCCCUUCCGUCGCCUUCACUUCUCCCCCCCGAUGCCUUCAAUUCCCCCUCCGGUCGCCUUCCCCGCAUGCCGCACUCGCUUUCCCGCCCUUCACACUUGCUUCCCCACCCGUCGCCUUCACUUCCCCUUCCAUUGCCUUUCGCUCUCUCCUGCUCACUCUCCCUGCUCACUCUCUUUCCCACUGCUCACUCUCUUCCCCCCUGCCCACUCUUUUCCCCACCCUUCACUCUCUCCUCUCCUGUUCACCCCCUGUUCUCACCCCUCUUCCCCCCUUCACUCAACCGUUCCCCCCUGCUCAACCUCUUUCCCUCUGCUCACUCUCUUCCCCCCUGCUCUCUCUCUUUAACCCGGCUCACACUCUCCCCCCCCCCUCCCCCCACUCUCUUUCCCCCUGCUCACUCGCUUCCCCCCUCCUCAAUCUCUUUCCCCUGCUCAUUCUCUUUUUCUCUGCUCACUCCCCUUGUGCUCACCCCACUUUCCCCAUUUCUCACCCAUUUUCGCCUUCACGCUCUCUUACCCCCUCUGCUCGCCCCUGUUUUCCUGGCUCACUCCUAUACUCACUCUCUCCUCCCCUGCUCACUCUCUUCCCCCCUGCUCACUCUCUUUCCCCUUGCUUACUUUCUUCCCCCCCUACUCACCUUCUUUCCCCCUGUUGUCACCCCUCUUUCCCCCUUUCUCACCCAUUUCCCCCCUGCUCGGUCUGUUUCCCCCUGUGCUCUCCUCUCAUUUCCCCUGUUCACAUCCCUCCUUAG
This is a messenger RNA of Closterium sp. Naga37s-1, 1581 nucleotides long. The record is from the annotation of a GenBank genome assembly. Lineage: Eukaryota; Viridiplantae; Streptophyta; Zygnematophyceae; Desmidiales; Closteriaceae.